AAUAACGAUAAUGACAACGAUGAUGAUAAUGAUAAUGAUAACGAUAAUGGUGAUAAUAAUGAUGAUGAUGAUGAUAAUGAUGAUGAUAACGAUGAUGAUAAUGAUAAUGAUAACGAUAAUGGUGAUAAUAAUGAUGAUGAUAAUGAUGAUGAUAAUGAUAAUAAUGAUGAUAAUAGACAAAUCAAACAUCAAGCAGUGUUGGCGUGACAGUCUGGCAGUUUAUUUAUUGACAGGUGAUGAUUAAUUUCGAAACCCGCAUGCAAUCACAAAUAUAAUCACAAACCUCUGCCGAAGGUGACAAACUACAAUGAUGCAAUAUACAAUAAAAACAAAAAUAAGAAAGAAAAUAAAUGGGUGGGUGGGAAGGGAAUCAAGAACUAGAUCGAGCUGGCGUAGAGCGCGAGGCGAACCGAGACUGAUUGACCCGUGGCGCGGCGGGUUAGUGAAUGUUACACAAUCAAACGGAAGUGCGUCACUUAAGUGUCAAUUAUACCCAGAUAAACCUAGUCGUUUUAUCUUAAUCAUAAUAGACAAAUCAAACAUCAAGCAGUGUUGGCGUGACAGUCUGGCAGUUUAUUUAUUGACAGGUGAUGAUUAAUUUCGAAACCCGCCAAAAGAGGAUCACGCCAACACAGUUCAAACACAGUGUUUGGUAUGAGUUUCGUUAUAAAGGAAGGCCGUCAGGAUCGGGGAAGGACGGAGAGGAGGCAAUUUGAGUAGCAACUUGCGCGGCCAAGGAGUAGCGCUGUCGGAGUGGUCUCGCAAGGUACUCGAGGUAAGCAGUGGAGGCCCAGUCGCCUUGAAGUUGAAUUAAUUCGUGGGAGAUACCUAGGGAGCUUGCAUAGGUGGCUCCGCCACGGCGAAAUGAAUGUCCGGAAUAAUCGUCGGGGGUGAAACCUGCAAGGCCAAGGAGAGCUUUUAGGUGUUUGGUGAACGAGUUGUAAGAGAGGGAGCGAAGACCAUGCGCUGUGGGGAUAACAAAAGCAGGACUGGAGGUCGGAGCUGGACACGUGUCGAAGAACUUGCGGAGAGCCUGAACUGGACAUAAGGCAUGAGACGGUAUGGAAACUAAGGGAAUGAGGAGCGUCCGCUCGCGAAAUUGGUUGACUUUAGACCAUUUGACAGAAACGAUAAGGCCCCACGAAGUGAAGUAAAAGUCGGAGCGUGAAAGGUGCUUGUUCGGUGAAAACUGCGCGUGACUUGGAGGGAUGAUAUUUGACUUGCGAAAGAAGCUGAAGAAACCAAGAAAGAAAGCCGCCCAGAGAGCGAGGUGAAGUGGCAGGGAGAGGUCCAUGACAUCACGAAGAGCCAAGAGAAUAGUCGGUGUGAUCGGGAGCUUGCGUUUAACCGACGCGGAGAGAAGACGUUUCAGGCCUCGUAACGUAAGUUGCACGCGACAAUGGGAGAUAGGAGGAGGUGGGUAGUCGAACAUGACGUGGAGCCAGCGGAGACCAUCCAAAUAGUUAGCGAUGGACGAAUACUUUAGUGUGCGGCUCAGGUACACACAGUAGCGACAAAGGUUCCUAACUGAAAUAGGGAAUGGGGACGUCUGAAGCAGGCGGCAAAAUCGGAGGUAUUUCAGGGCUUGAGACUUGCGAGUGGCAAGAGUGGAGGAGGCAUAAGCGUUGGAAAUAGCCAAGGCAACGGCGUCGUCGAGAGAAUCGCCAACAUCUAGGAGAGAAGGAGAAGGGGGCCCAAUUAGACCACAUAUAGCAAAGGCGGUAUUCAGGGGGUAUAGAUUUCUGUAACACGAGAUAAGCGGUCGGCAAAGACGUUUGCGAGGCCAGUAAUAUGGCGAGAAGUCAGGCGAAAGUUGUAGAUGGCUGAUAACCAGAAUAUUUCACGUAACCAGUCCAUAGCAGUAGGGUUUUUGCACGAACCCUUAUUCAGGAAAGCCAUGGCCUGUGUAUUAUCUGUGUGUAAACAAACGUGACAGUUCGCCCAAUGCGGAGACCACCUACGGAUUGCUUGUAACGCCGCGUACAGUUCAAGGUAGUUUAUGUUCGUUUUGAUGGGGAACGGAAUUUCGUGACCAGUCGUGUGAACCCAAUUUCCGGACAUGCGAAGACUCGGGAGCACCGAGUUGUCGGAGGACCAGACGCCAGCAAGCCAAUGAGAUCGCCAGUGAGCACCAAAACCCGAAAGGGACGCAUCGGUGUAAGCAUGUUCAACAAUAGGCGAGUAGUAAAUGUUAAUAGCCUUGCCGUUAAACACACGACAAAAGUUUAGCCACCAACAGAAGUCCUUUCGGAGGUCUGAAGUAAUACGAGCUUUAUAAAAGGGGCGUUUCAAGCGAAUAAUAAAGUCAAGAACGCGACGCAAGAAGGUGCGCCCCCCUUUAACGACUUUAGCUAGAAAGUUCAUGAGCCCGGCGACUCGCUGUAAGUCCCGCUUGGAAGCUUUGCGGUGAGAAAUGAGGAAAGUGAGUUGAUCUUCUAAGGCUGAAAUCUUGUCCUCGGGGACAAAGGCCUGCAUAGCAAUUGAAUCGAGAAUAAUUCCGAGGAAUUUGACACUUUGUGAGGGGCCAGAGAGUUUAGACCAAUUGACUUGAAAACCGAGGGAGUGGAGAAGAUGAAUAAGGGUUAGUUGUGCACGAAGGCACUCUUCGCGUGAAGAAGCAACAAUGAGAAAAUCGUCCAAAUAAUUAACAAUGUUACUGAAGCCGUUUCGAGCCAUCAUACGCGUGAGCGCACAGGAAAUCCGGUGAAAAAUACUUGGUGCAUUUUUGAGACCAAAACAAAGAAAAUUGUCUGUAAAGUAUUUGUAAGAACCAUUAAAAGCCCAGCGGAAUCCUUGAAGUGUGCGAUGAGGGGGAUAAACGGGAACCCAUCGAUAGGCAGAUUUAAUGUCGACUGUGGCGAAGAAGCAGUCUGGGCGCAUGAGAGCAAUGGCAUCAUCAAUAGAUUUGUAGCGAUAAGAUUCACAGGAUAUAUAGUCAUUGACAGAGUUAUUAAGAGGGCGGCUCAUGUCGGUGAUAGGUCGAGGCUCGCCAGUGUCCUUCUUUGUAACACUCCCGAUAGCGUUAACACGAAGUGGUUUGUUGAAAACUUCCUCGAUGCGCUGGAAACAGAGUUCGUCCUGAAAGAGUUUAUCGAGGGCAGGUUUUACGGCAGGAUUUUCGGCGCUCCGAUAAUUGUGACAAUCCGCUGGCGAAACAAUAGAAAGAUCGUUGACAAGAUGAAAGCCAUGCGCGAUGCCCGAAAGAAUAAAGGCUUUAUCCGGGUCAGAGUCCAGUUCGCGACACCAAGUAUCAAAAUGUCUCGUAAGCGAGCAGAUGUUGAGCAGAUCUGGAUCUGGAGAGUACGAUGCAGAAAAAUAGGCUGAUGAGGAUGAGUAGGCCGCUGCCAUAGGUGAAUUAGCUGGUCAAUUAGAGGAAGAUUUUUUCCCAGAAGGAGGUUGAGAGCGAUGAAACACAGCGCCAUGUUGCGUGGAAUCACACACCAGACACGCGUGGGUGUAAUUGCAUCCGCCACAGUUAUUAGAAUCUUCGUUCCAUUUGUAACAGUGUUUUCCGAAAGACUUGGAGCUGCCAGCUUGAGAAUUACUUGAGCGAAUGCGACUGCGAUCUCGCGGCCGAACGUGAGGUGCUUUUACUGCCGAGGAGUCGAAGUGGUGGGCUUGCAGAUCGUUGAGAGAGGUAUGAUCGUCGUAAGCGGCCUCUCCACGCGCAACCAUGCCACGAAACUCGUCGUCAAAUUGGAGAAUAGCCGUGGUAGAAAACGCGAUGGCCUUUUUGGACAGGAAUUUCAAGUAACGGCAGAGCUGCUGAGCCUGGGCGUGUUCACCACCUUGUAACAAACCAUCCAGGAUCGAAAAGUAACCAGCAGUAAACUCCGAGUAGGUCAAAUCAAGAGGGUUGACCUUGGAAUCUGACUUGCCGCUACGCGGUUUUAUGUAGAUAGCCUCGUGGGCACGUGGUAUUGAUUUUGAGGGCUUACCUUCCCCAGUCUUGGUCGAUUCGGUAGGGGCGUCCUUUUGUUGGGCUAGGGCCAAGAUAGACGAUUCUAGUACGUCGAGAUCAUUGGCCAUUUGGUCUGCAUCCUUAGUUGUGGACGUUGGUACAGGUGGAGGCAGAGGCGGAGGUGACUGAGACUUUAGAACAGCUUUCCUCAGUAGACAGCGUUGUGCAGAGGAUAAAGAGAAACUCGCAAUAACAUCGGCCGUCAUGGCCCUUAUAGCUUGCAUAGAGACGAAUUCUUCAGUAAUAAGUGCUUUGACGGUGUGGCCGGUAAAGCCAUUGGCCUCGCACCACGCUUGUGUUUCCUCGUCCAUGAAUCAAGAACUAGAUCGAGCUGGCGUAGAGCGCGAGGCGAACCGAGACUGAUUGACCCGUGGCGCGGCGGGUUAGUGAAUGUUACACAAUCAAACGGAAGUGCGUCACUUAAGUGUCAAUUAUACCCAGAUAAACCUAGUCGUUUUAUCUUAAUCAUAAUGAUGAUGAUGAUAAUGAUAAUAAUGAUGAUAAUGAUGAUGAUAAUGAUGAUAAUAAUAAUGAUGAUGAUAAUGAUGAUGAUGAUGAUAAUGAUGAUGAUGAUGAUGAUAAUGAUGAUGAUGAUAAUGAUAAUGAUGAUGAUGAUGAUGAUAAUGAUGAUGAUGAUGAUGAUAAUGAUAAUAAUGGUGAUAAUGAUGAUAAUGAUGAUGAUAAUGAUAAUAAUGAUGAUAAUGAUAAUGAUAACGAUAAAGUGAUAAUAAUGAUGACGAUGGUGAUGAUAAUGAUAAUGAUAAUGAUAACCAUAAUAGUGAAAAUAAUGAUGAUAAUAAUGAUGAUGUUGAUGAUGAUGAUAAUGAUAAUAAUGAUGAUAAUGAUUGCAGUCCUUUGUGGUUAA
This is a messenger RNA of Porites lobata, 4826 nucleotides long. The record is from the annotation of a GenBank genome assembly. NCBI's taxonomy places the organism in Eukaryota, Metazoa, Cnidaria, Anthozoa, Scleractinia, Poritidae.